UCCUAUUCAAACUACCACAAUAUCACAACAUACAAAGGGUCUAUUUAUCAAAUCUACAGAUAGCAUUAUAUUAACUGGGAAAAAGUUGAAACACUUCAAGACUGAGACUAGGGCACUCAUUCUUUUUAUUCUCAUUCAGUACAGCAUUCCAAGUCAUAAGCACAAUAAUAAGAAAGGGAAGGAUAUUAAAGGGAUACAAAUAGGAGAGGAAGAAGUUAAAUUAUCCCUAUUUGUAGGUGACAAGACUUUAUACUUAAAAUACCCAAUGGUGUAGUGGUAAGAUGGCUCAGCUGCCUUAGAUAGGACUCCUGGGAUGGUCAGUAUGGCCUGGCCAAGACACCAUCCAUUAAUCACUUCUGCCACAAUCUUACAGGGAGGAACAACCCCAUGCUUCUUGGAGCUGCUCACACUUCCCUGUUCCAGGUUACCCUGCAUACCCUGAAGAAUAUAAAACCAAUGCCUGAGGCUAACUAGCUCCCAGACACCCUAAGAAUUCCUAAAUAAAGCCUUCCAUGACUGGGUCACAGGGAAAAAUGAGACAGGUUUAGCCAGGAGGUAAUGACAGAAAGAUGGAGUUUACCCUGCCUUUCCUUUUUCCCUUCCCCCUUUUCCCUUCCCUUCCCUUCCCUUUCCUUCCCUUCCCAUGCAUGUGUACAUAUGUGUUUGCAUGUGUGUGUAUGACAAGCCUAUGUACAGGUUCACCUUGAUGUCAGGUGUCUUCUUCAAUUGUGCUCCCUCUUUGUUUGAGUCUCUCUUGCUGCACUGGAGCUCACUGAGUCCCACAAGUCUAGAUAGUCAGCUUCCUUCAAGGAUCCCCUUUCUCUGCCUCCCAAGUGUAGGCUUACAGGUGUCGUUACAGGUGUUCCCCUUUGCCAGAAGUGCCAGCUCCUCUGAAGGGCUGGUCCUGGUGCUACUGGCUUCCAGGUGAGAAAUGGGUGGGACCCGGGAGUCUCAGGUUCUGCUUCUCUCAGGAGCUGUUAGAGUGCUCAGAGGGAGGUUCGUGCACAGGACUCCCAGAUCUCACCGGGGUAUGGAAAAGGAUUUUCAACAGAGUGUUGCUGUUAGCUCUUCAUUUACACAUACACUCUGGGCAAAGGCUGCUAGGCAGGCAGUGGCUAGCAUGUACCCAGCUAUAUGCUGCACAUGCUGGCACCCACUGGCACACAUGAGCUGCAUAUAGGCAGGCAUAGACACACAUGCAGACAGGCACACAGGCUUCAUAGCAGUAUGGGGCACACAGGAGGCUGAGAAAGGAGAGGCAAAUGCCUCUGACCCCAAGGCUGUUAUUUAUAGAGUCAGGUAAAAGUGACGUCCUGCCAGAAAUAGUUAAAUAACAGAUUACAGCACUGUUUACUUUUCUGUGUACCUCGGACAUUUGGUGUCAGCCAUUUUGUACUGACUCAUGGCCCUCUGGUGUUAGCCAUCUUGGCCCAUGCCAGCUAUUCAUAUCAGCACCUUGUCUAAACAUAAGCUGGUCCUUGUGGCCUCCGGUUUCUUACGGACUUCUCCAACACAUGGAUUGUCAGGAUUGAUGUUGGAAAAACAGCUAUAUUAUCGAAACCCCAGGACAUUUAUUUACUCUUUGCUCACCAAAGGGAGGCCUUUUCCAGCGCUGAUCUUUUUGAGGGCGGCUGCCUUCUGCACAGGGAAUGGAGUCCUUCAAGCCUACUACCUAAUUUACUGCGCGGAAUACCCGGAGGAGUGGUACACAGAUGCUCGGUUUUGCUUCGGUGUCCUCCUGUUUGUUUUGGGAAUGGGGGUCAACAUCCACAGUGAUCACCUGCUGCGCCAGCUUAGGAAGCCUGGAGAAGUCACCUACAAGAUUCCACAAGGUGGCUUGUUUACCUAUGUCUCCGGAGCCAACUACCUGGGUGAGAUCAUUGAGUGGAUGGGCUAUGCCUUGGCUGCUUGGUCCGUUCCAGCCCUGGCUUUUGCAUUUUUCUCACUUUGUUUCCUUGGGAUUCGAGCUUUUAACCACCACAGGUUCUACCUCAAGAUGUUUAAGGAUUACCCCAAAUCCAGGAAAGCCCUUAUUCCAUUCAUCUUUUAAAUUUUAGGGAGCAAAGCUUCUAUGGGGACCCUAGAAGCUUUGUUGUUGAAACCCUAAACUGUGAACUUUCACUGAACAGUGCGCUGCUCCCAUGUACACAUAUGAGGACAUAUGUGUUAAUAGGUCUCUCGUUAUUCCAGUUGCCUGAGGCAUGCUGAACCAUGUCUGCUUAACCUUUACUCCUGCCUGCUCAUGAAGCUCUAACCUAAUUUCCUCCUGGAGCUCCACAGGGACCAUUUUCUCAUUAGCUAGCCCUUCUAGAAGCUUCCCCAUUUUCCAUUUUUUUUUUCAUUGUAUGAUCUGAAGACAUGUGACUUUUUUCUUACUCUGUGGCAGUUUUGGGAAGUUUUGCAGUCAAAAACCUUUGGGCUGACAUAAUGAAAAAUGAAAUCAUUAUAUUUGCAGGAAAGUGAAGGGAACUGGAAAUUAUAUUAAGCAACAUAACCCCAACUCAGAAAGACAAAUAUUGCAAGUUUUUCUCAUAUGCAGAUCCUAGAUUUUAAUUUAUAUAGAUGUAUGUAUGUAUGUAUCUGUUUAUGUAUGUGUGUUCAUUAAAUUAGAAAGAAGAUUAUGAGAAGGGGAAAGAUCUUGUGGGGAGGAGAAAAGGAGGAAAAUAGAAUAUGUGUGGCAUGAAAGCAGAGAAAGGAGGCUAUUGCAGAGAGGAAGGGGACCAGCAGGAAAGACGUAGGAGAACAGGGGAGGAGAGAAAGGGAGGACGGUCUGCAAAAAUAAAUUAUGUAUGAAAAUGCCAUAAUGAAACCUAUCACUUUGUAUGCUGGUUUUGAAAAACCAGCCAAUCAACAAGCCAACCAGGCAACCAACAAGCCAAGCCAAGCCAACCAACCAACCAACCAACCAACCAACCAACCAACCAACCAAAAAAGAAGUCUGGGCUGAGCGCACCAUAUGUAAUUGAAAGCAUGCCUUUUGUAUGCCCGCAGAAUGGCAAAUAUUUACAUUUUUAAGCACCACAGACCAGAGCCUAACUGAAAGCCUAGUCACAUCUUCCUCUUCGUUAAUUAGGAAGAUAUGAAAAAGGAGAACUUUAAUAGCAGAAUUCUUUCCUCUGACCCAAGUCCAAAUGUAUACAGUGUCUUAGUCAAAGACACCUCAUCUCCCAGGAGAUUUCGCAAAUGGAGCUAUCACAGCUUCAUCCACAACACUGAUAGGAAUUUUCUUGAUGGUCACAUUUUUAUUCACAAAGAAAAAGAUACAGCCAUCAGUGGCUCCUGGGAGAAUAAAGAAAUGCAUUGUGACAGACACUGUAAACUCAUAUUUUUGGGAACCGAUGGGGCUAUCCAAAUACCAGGGACACAUCAAGUAUGAGAAAUUCAUGCACAAUACAGUAGAAUAUUCACCUUGAAGAGAUGUCUGUGAUAACGGGAAGGGUAUCAGAAGUCCAGAGCAAGUUUCUGCUGGAAUUUGACCCUCAAGACAUAUUUUGGAAGACGUGUCUCAGUAGUAGCUUGAAUGUCAGCCCCUGGGUCCCAAAUGACAGAAAAGGAGAUCUGUCCACAGAUGUUCGUCUGGGCAGAGAACCGAUUCUAUUCAGGUCGGACAGGGUUUCAUGCAUUGUUUAAUUUUAUCUUGCAUUUCAAAUUGUAAAAGUUAGGAGGUUUUCAUAUAAACUAAAACUCUUGGCAUUCCUUUAAAACAGUGGUUCUCAGCCUCCCUAAUGCUGUGGCCAUUUAAUACAGUUCUUCAUGUUGUGGUGACCCCCAACCAGAAAAUUAUUUUUGUUGCUACUCCAUAACCGUAAUUUUGCUAUGUUAUAAAUCAUAACGUAAACAUCUGUGUUUUCUGAUGGUUUUAGUUGGCCCCUGGGAAAGGGUCAUUCGACCCUCAAAGGUUGAGAACUGCCGUUUAAAAAAGUUGGAAGGAAGGACAUAAGAGACAGAAGAUAAUGAGAGGCUGAAUAUGAUCAAAGUGCUAUACACAUACAAGCGCAUUUAAUGAGACAAUGAAUAUGUGCCAGUGGAUUUCAACCUGCCUAAUGCUGCUACCUAAUGCUGCUAUCAGUUCCUCAUGUUGUGGUGACAUUUUGUUGCUACUUUAUAAUUCUAACUUUGCUACUGUUAUGAAUUGUCCUGUAAGUAUCUGAUCUGUGGCCUAUCUGAUGUAUGAACCCCCAAAGGGCUGAGAACCGCUGAUAUACAAAUACCAAGCAGGGUUCCUGGGUGAGAACUCAGGACAGAGUAGCGAAUGAGCACUUUCAUGUGGGUGUCCGGCCUCUCGCGAAGGGCUGGCUCCCCUAAGGGGCUGAAGUAUGGGCUCUGUAAGGAAAGGACUGAGUACUCUGAGUCAGAAUGGUUGCGUACUUAUCUCCUCAGCUGCAGGUGUUCAGGCUCAGCAUCCUUUGGAAACAAGCUUGAGAACGGAGCACCAGUUUUAUCAUUUGGUACAGACACCAACUGGACGUUAACACCUGGGCUGUGAGAGCUCUGGAGUUGGAUUUGUAAUGAAGAUUUGGAUUGUAGCAUUACAAGCGUUACAAGCCAGUGUUUUUGUUUACGGAAUGCCUCUGAAGUCAUGACCACCAUCACCACUUGAAUAAAAAGACCCAGGGCUUCUGAGGCCUUUACAGUGUUGA
Meriones unguiculatus (Mongolian gerbil) is the source of this 4640-nucleotide messenger RNA. RefSeq names its product steroid 5 alpha-reductase 2 (gene Srd5a2). NCBI's taxonomy places the organism in Eukaryota, Metazoa, Chordata, Mammalia, Rodentia, Muridae. Gene Ontology annotation, molecular function: 3-oxo-5-alpha-steroid 4-dehydrogenase activity. The record is from RefSeq and is a predicted model, not a curated record. Bases 1433 to 2050 code for a protein of 205 amino acids. Gene Ontology annotation, biological process: steroid biosynthetic process. The transcript has 5 exons. Gene Ontology annotation, cellular component: membrane.